AUGUGUUCGGGUGGAACACUCAAAUUUCUCUGCAACUUUUAUGCAUGUUGCAACAUUUUCUGGGCAAUUAGCAUCGCCGUGAAUGCGGACAAAGUGAGUGAGAAAAUUAUGCGUGAUAACUGCAGCGUGAAUCUCAUCCCGGACGGCAGCCGCGUUUCCUGGGGAAUCUGCAAUACGAAAACCUACGGGACGUUGGUGUUCAUGCUGGCACUCGGGUGCAUUAUGUCGCUGCUCAUGGUGGUUGGAGUUGCGUUGGAUAAGGGAUUGCUACUGAAAGUGUUUCGGAUAUUUCUAUUCGCAAAUAUAACGUUUCUCUUCGGGUGCUGGUUAGCAAUAUUAAUAUCAUUCUACGAAGCGCAUAGCCCUAUGCUUAUGGUACUAUGGGGGUUUGUCCUGGUGUUGUGUGUUGUAUACUUUGGAAUGCAGAUCUGGAUCGUUUCAAAGGCAUGUGAGGCCAUCUCAAAAAAAUCAUAUUGCAUGGAAAAAGCAGUAAAACGCGAAAGUAUUAAUCGCUUCAUUAUGGAUCAAUCCCAGAAGUUUCAAAGCUUCUAG
This is a messenger RNA of Topomyia yanbarensis, 552 nucleotides long. RefSeq lists its product as uncharacterized. The record is from RefSeq and is a predicted model, not a curated record. The coding region runs from base 1 to 552 and encodes 183 amino acids. The transcript has 4 exons. NCBI's taxonomy places the organism in Eukaryota, Metazoa, Arthropoda, Insecta, Diptera, Culicidae.